CGCUCAAACAUCACCGGAAGUAACUCGCGAUGUCUUAAAAGUGUUCAGAUUUACAGUAAAGUUACAGUAUGAUGUGAUGCCACUCUGAAGAUACCUGCCUUUAUGUCACAAUGGACACUUCACAUCAUUUACUCUUACUCUUGAUGUUUUUGCACUAUGCAAUAGGUUCCAAUAGUAGCUGUGUGAAAAUUCUUCCAGACUCCAGCAGUAACAUUGUUCUUGAGGUGGGAAAAAACUUCACCGCGACUUGUCACCUCCUGGAAGGCUCUGUUUAUACCUCAGAUGACAUUGAAUGGAGAUUGGAAAACAUCAGCAUUGCAAAGCAGUUUUACCGUAAAAUAAAUGAAACGGCUGUCAGUGUUACUGUUAACGUCAGCAGUGACAUGAGCGGUUUGCUGCGCUGCAGAGCCGCCAAGGAGUCGCUGUCAUACGCACCACAGUGUAUCUAUGGAAUCUUUCUCCGUACGGGAUAUCCUCCACUGAAACCAAAGAAUCUGUCAUGCCUUGCUUUGCAAGAGGGCAAGGAUAUUUCCUCUUACUUAAACUGUAGUUGGGAUCCAGGAUCGCGAUCCCCGCUGCUCGACACAAAUUACACCCUUACUGUCAAUGUACUUGCUUCAGACCUAACAUAUAAAGCUGAGUGUAAUCAGCAUCUUGCAAGAUACUGCGUAGUCAAUCUGGAGACUUUUCAGAUUCAUAUGCUUUUUAGAGUGUGGGUUGAAGUGAAGAAUGCGCUGGGCUCAGAGCGGUCAGACGAACUUCAAAAGUAUUCUGCAUAUUUUGUGAAACCAAAUCCACCACUGAAUGUCCGAGUCCUCACUGAAGUUAAUAUCUCCACAAGUCUCAUGGUUACUUGGAAGCAUCCCGUUCACGAGACUGUUUUGAAACUCUCUUAUGCCAUCAGAUACUGCAAAGUAGCAUCCGAUGUUUGGGUCGAGGUGCCUGAGAGCUUCACCGAAGCGUACAUGGAGUCGUUUAGACUGCAGUCUCUGGAGCCUUACACUCAAUACGUGGUGCAGAUGCGAUGCAUUGGAGAAAGUCACAGCAGUCACUGGAGUAACUGGAGCGCCAGCGUCACAGGGCACACCGCAGAAGCCAAGCCAGCAAGCGCACCAGAUCUUUGGAGAAUCAUCCAGCCCACUUCUAAUAAUAGAAAUGUCACUUUAGUAUGGAAGGCUCCUGUAAAAACGAAUGGAAAAAUACUGAAAUAUUACCUGAAUAUCAGUCAAGAUUAUGUGAUGUUUGAAAGUCACACUAUAACAGAUAAGCCCAGGCUGAUGUAUUCGAUGGAGUUGCCACCAGGAAAAACGGCCAGUAUUGAACUAGCUGCUGUCAAUUCAGUUGGAGCGUCUCCUAAAGCAACUUUAUUCAUUCCAAGAUCAGAUCAAGAGCUUCCUGGUGUGGGGGAUAUGAGAUGGUCGGUGCGUGAUGAAAAGCCGGAGCCGGAGCUGCAGGUGGAGUGGACUGCUGUCCCGUCUCGUCCUGCCGGCUUACAUCUCUUCCAUUACCUGCUGGAGUGGGUGAAAAUCCCCCAGAAUGUGCAUCAAACAGAGCUUCAGGCGGGCUGGCAGAGAGUCUCCUGCAAUGUCACCAACACCACACUAAACGGUGAUUUGGAGAAAUUCAAGCGGUACAACAUAUCAGUGUAUCCAAUUUACAAGUAUCAUGUUCGACACACGUUGCAGACACACUUCCUAGCAGGAAGACCAGUAACCAGACCAGCCUACAUUCAACAAGGACCUCCAGAAAAGGGUCCUACUGUCACAGUAACCAAAUCCAAGAAGAACAGUGCCGCGCUGACGUGGGAGGAGAUCCCACUGGACAGACAGCGGGGAUUCAUCACCGACUACACCAUAUUCUAUGAGAUCAGGAACACUAAGCAAUGGAAAUCUGUGACGGUGAGCCCUAAUGUCCAUUCAUAUGCACUGACUGAUCUGGCCAGUGAAACUGAUUACGUGGUUAACAUCAUGGCGUCAACUGUAGCAGGCUCUGAAAAAGGCAUGGAUUGUACGUUUAAAACCAUGAAGUACGGCGAUGGAGAGGUGGAGGUGAUUGUAGUGGUGGUUUGCCUCAGCUUCCUGUUCCUGACCGUCUUUAUCAUAAUGCUCUGCCUUUGGAAAAGAGAAGUGAUUAAGAAGCUGUUGUGGCCGCAGGUUCCAGACCCGUCUGACAGCUCCAUUGCCCACUGGUCACCUGAUUUCCCCAUUAAGGCCGAUGUGCCCAAAGAAGACGUUAGCGUGGUGGAAGUGGACGUGUUUGACGGCAAGUCCCUGAGCGAGGAAGACAAAGCCGUGCUGCCGCUGAAGAAGGACAAGUAUCUCUCUGAGGAGCACAGCAGCGGCAUCGGAGGCUCGUCCUGCAUGUCCUCGCCCCACCACAGCGUGUCGGACAUCGACUCGGGCGACUCGGGCCAGACCACAGCCAGCACCGUGCAGUACUCCUCAGUGGUGGCAGGCGCCUACAAGGGCCAGACUCCCAGCCAUCAGCCUCCGGCGUUCGCUCGCUCCGAGUCCACACAGCCGCUUCUGGACUGCGAGGAGCAUCCCGACCAUCUCAGCGAGAGCGGUGGCCAGUCCAGGAGCUCGUACUUCAGACGAGGCCGAGAACUCGAGCUGGGCGUCCUCGGCCAGGAAUGCGAUGGAGCCUCUCUUACUUUCUGUCCAGUGCAGGAGGAGACGUCUCCUGUCGCAGAGGAUCCUCCCGCCUUAUGUUACAUGCAGCAGCAGAGCGGCUAUCUACCUCAGUAAAAUAUUCAAGCUGAUGCUGCCGCUUUGGAGACGGCCCUAAGCUACUGUAUUUAGUGUCACCUUUCCACGGCAUCUUAAAGCAGCACUAUGUAACUUUUUCUGUGUUCAAAUUUUGCAAAAUGUAUAUAAUG
Molecule: messenger RNA, 2878 nt
Organism: Sinocyclocheilus anshuiensis
Lineage: Eukaryota; Metazoa; Chordata; Actinopteri; Cypriniformes; Cyprinidae
Product: interleukin-6 receptor subunit beta-like
Exons: 16
Coding region: 111-2747 (878 amino acids)
Molecular function (GO): protein binding
Source: RefSeq, a predicted model, not a curated record